Messenger RNA from Halichondria panicea, 2254 nucleotides. RefSeq lists its product as uncharacterized. Lineage: Eukaryota; Metazoa; Porifera; Demospongiae; Suberitida; Halichondriidae. The transcript has 10 exons. The record is from RefSeq and is a predicted model, not a curated record. Bases 1037 to 2110 code for a protein of 357 amino acids.
CACUACACAAUCACAAUCAGCUGUGAUGAGCAAUUAUCGUUUGCAGAUGCUGUUGGAAACUUGACAUCCACUCCUGCAUGAGUCCACCAAUGGAGUAUUGACAGCAUGCCCAGGAGAUCGUAUCUCUAUCACAUGCACUCAUAAUGUUACUGCUGGCACUGGUCUUACUCAUUGGGAGCUUCCUGGUGUUUCACUUUGUCUUGUUGUUCAUGAUGGAUCUGCUGCUCCUAACUGUGCUCCAUUCACGAUCACAAUGAUCAGUGACAACUCUGGUCUUACAGUGAGCUCUACGGUUGAGAUGACAGUUACUGACAGGGCACUGGAUGGUGAAAAGGUUGAGUGUAGAGCUGGUGCAAGUGUUACUAAUUCUCUUUUAGUUGGAUCUGUUAAUAUCAGUGUUCUCACUAUUCCCACUCCAAGCAUCACCCUGGUGGAGCAAACGUCUCAGUACAUGGCAAAUGUGAGCUUGUUGGUGAACAACACUCAGUGUGCUGCUACCUAUGUGGUCAAUGCUACUCAAGAUGAUAACAGUGGGUCAGUGAGUGGUGGGUCAAGCUCUACCACACUUGUGAUAGUCAAUGGUCUGGAUUUGUGUUGCUAUAACUAUAGCUUUGUAGGGUACGUCAUCACGGCUGGUGGAAGUGUGGGAGAUAUGAGUGCACCAUGCACCUUUCAGCUUCACGGCAAACCUCUCAGGACUAAAUGGCGGUGCUAACGUGAUUACCAACUCAGAGAGGACAGUUUUGCAAUGGGAUCAAAUGCCUAACACUGGAUAUCCUGAUUGCAUCACAAGCUACUCUAUUGGUUGGAACGGAACGACUUAUAACACAUCUGAUACAGCUAUCUCUGUGACUAGAGAACUACUGAGUGCCUCAGGGUUUCCUUUCUGUACGACCAUCCAUCACUGUGACACCAGUGACUCCAAUGGGACUGUUAGCUGGGAGAGACUCUAUAUACUGCAGAUGUCAGCUUAAUCUCACCAGAUUUCGUGACACCUAAUAUUUCUGGUUUAUACCUUUUGAAUAACAUCAGCAGCAUGAUCGUGGAAAUUAAUGGGACAAACGUAAAACUAUCAACAUCACGAUCAAAAGAUUCUCUGGGAUGGUUCAAGGAAUAUCUCAGAUUGUUAACCCCAUGCACUCAUAUGAUUGGGUACAGCCGGGCCGGCAUGGCUUGUACACCUAACACAGUGUUCACUGAUGACUCAUUUGAAGUCACUCUUCCUGUCGAUGCUGAGUUUGGAGAAUCAUUUACAAUGUGCGUUCAACUGACCUUUGGGGACUGUAUGGAAAUGGCAUCGAGAGAUUUCACAAUUCCCAGUCAAAACAUCACUACACAGAAUGGAGGAAUAGUGUCGGGUACUAGCUUCACUGCCACCACAAACCUACCAUUAACUGAGUAUCAACCAGACCAGCUACAAAUCAUCACUUCUCUUACCCCCAAUGACACUGCACCAGUUGUAGCCGACUUCCCUGCUAGCUACCAGUACACUGUGAUGAUCUCGGGUCUCAUGCCUGGUACAAGUUACACCUACACAGUUCGUGUUGUGCGUCGCAAUGACAUGACAGAUGUAGUGGACACUUUUGUGGCUGAUUUCUUAAUUGCAGCUCUCCCAACAACAAUGGCCCCAACUCAACCUCCAACGACGUCUCCCAUCAGUGAGCAAACAACCUCAUCACCAGGGACGCCUUCAGCACAGGGAUGUACCGGAGGUUGCAUUUCUGGAAUCAUCGUUGGUUUUCUGUUUGUUCUAAUAGUUUUGGUCAUCAUUGUCAUUGUUAUGUGCUACUGCAGCAAGACGAGGAGAGAAAUGAAGGUGUUAUGGCAUCAAAUGGAACUACAAAGUACUAAAGUAAAACUGAAUACCAACGAUGAGGAGAUGGAUCCCAUGACCAACAGACCUGAAUCCACUCCCACUUCUGGGACUAUCGAGUUGGGUCCAGUAUACGAAGAUCCUGAUGCCUUUAAAGUAGACCCCCACACUCAAGACAAUCUUGCCUAUGGUCAUGUUCAACAGUCAGCUCAAUUGAAGGGACCGAUAUACGAGGACAUUAAACCAGACCCCCACACCCAGGGGAACCUCGCUUAUGGACAUGUGCAAUUGAAUUAAUUUAAAACAGUGAGUCUCAUUAUUGUCCAUUAUUGUCAUUUACUUCAGAUGAUUUUUAUCACACAUUUUUUAGCAGUCUGUACAAUUCAUGCAUUCUCACUUAAAGUUUGGUGCUUGAAUGAAGAGCUCAAUGUCACCAUAAUU